CGGCAGCGGCCAGGAGGCGGCGCGGGGCUCGGCCGCUCGGCCCUGCAGCUCCGCGCACCCGGCAGCGGCGGCGGUGCAGCCUCGGGCGUUCGGGCAGCCUCCGAGCCCAUGGCGGGGAGCGACGUGGACAGCGAGGGCCCCGCACUGAGGGGCGGCGCGGCGCGGCGUCCGGGGGCCCCGGGCGGGCCAGGAAGCGAGGCGGCAGCCGGCUGCCCCGAGCUGCUGUCCACUGCUGAAGCGCCGGCUGAGAGCGCCACGCUGCCCGCCUGGAUGCGCCUCUACUUCUACGGGAUGCACGGGAUCACCCUGGACGUGCUGGUGUCCUCGGCCCGGCGCUUUGCCCGCAGCCCGGACCUCCGGAUGCUAGGCUUCUCCUCGCCCUACAGCUGCCUGCUGCACUCGCUCACCCAUUUCGCCCUGGAGAAGGUCUACCUGCAGCAGCGGCGCUGUCCCAGCGCCUUCGUCUUCAAUUUCCUCCUCUACCCCUCGGCCCACGUGGGUCUGCAGACCCUAGCGGGCCAGGCGCUACUACACAGCCUGGGCGGCGGGGCAGGGGGCGCGGUGGCGCCAGGGGCGCUGGACCUGGCGCUGCAGUACGUACUGGCGCUUUACCACUGCCAAGUGUUCCUGAAGCGCUUCCUGCGCUUGCGGUACGGGCGACAGAGGCGGCGGCAGCAGCAACAGCAACAGCAGCAGCAGCAGCGGAGGGGCGCGCUCCCCGUCGCUCCGGGCGCCAGGGUCCCUACUGCGGCCGGAGCUCGGCGGCGACGACCCCGUGGCCCCAGGGGCGCCGGGGGAGCCCCCAGCCAGGGGCUGCCCGACCUACCCCGCUUUCUUUUCUUCGGAAUGCACGGCUUUCUGGAUGAGAUCUUCUUCACCUUCUUCUUCAACGUACUGGGGCAGGGGGACGGAACAACCAGCGGCCACACGUCGCUCUGGUCCUUCUUUAUGUAUGGCAGCUGCAGUUUCGUGGUGGAAAAACUCUACUUCCAUCUCCACUACAGCCGCGGUUGGGGCACUUGGAAGCGGGUGCCCAUCUACGUGAUCUUCAUCUACGUGUGGGAGCUUUCCUGGGGUCUGGGACUCCGCACAUGCGGGGCUUGUUCCUGGGACUAUUCUCACUACCCGCUCAAUUUCAUGGGCCUCAUCACCCUGAUGUAUUUACCUGGCUGGAUAUUCCUUAGUGUGUACCAGGACCUAAUUUCCAACGUGUUGUGGAGGGUGCAGUACGUACCAAGUAACUAAAACCAAAAAAGAAAGAAAAGGAAAAAGUCAUUGGAUUCCCACGAAUGGAUGCGAUUUAUUUUUACACAUUUAAAAUGAAGUGGGUUUUUUAGUCCUUUAAUUUUUAUACACUUUAUUAAAUCUUCCAAAAUGUUUUAUUCCACCUUUUAGUUUUUCUAUUUGAAACCCGUGUAUAAUAUACUUUGAAACAUUACUCGAAACAUAAUUCAAAGUACUUAAUUCGCCAAUGUUUUAAAACGUUUACAAGCCCAAACAGCAAAACCGUUAUACCUUAACAUCAGAAUGGUGUAGUAGUGUUUACCCAUCUGGCCAUAGAUGAGUGAUAGCUACUAAUUUUUUUUGCGGGGCGUGGGGGGAGGGAAUCUUUAAAUCAGAGACCAGUGAUUUUUACAAGAUUUGGCUAAAUUUUCUGAUUCAAUGAUUUGUUUACUUUCUUUUUAAUCUAAUUUCAUUUUAAAUCCUUGCCAUAUUUACCAAUGACUGAAGAAACUCAAUGUCUUGUACUCUUGAAACUACAGUUAAUAGCUCUUAAAGUGCCUCCGUCUAGCACACAAGUGAAAAGAGGCUGAAAAAUGCGAAAGCACGUUCUAUGAACAGAUUUUUAAAUGAGAUCUUUUCUAGUAACUCAGACAGGUGACACUGUGUUAAGAUAUUUGAUCUCCAUCCUGGAAAUGAUUGCUUUCCAAUGUGGGUAAGCCUUAAACACCAGGUGUGUUAACGUUGAUCAGAUCCUGUGUUAUCUAUGGCUGUACAUUUUUGUUACUGUGCAAUAAUGUAAAAUGUUUACCUUACAUAGCCAAGGGCCAAGUGAAAUUAAAUCACCUUCUACAGUGUUCUAACUCCAAGGACCCUUUUCUACAUGGAACUUCAAGGGCAGAAACAUUACCUUUGAAUAAAAUGAACCUGAAUGUUCACUUUAAUUACA
Chlorocebus sabaeus (green monkey) is the source of this 2170-nucleotide messenger RNA. RefSeq names its product transmembrane protein 229A (gene TMEM229A). The record is from RefSeq and is a predicted model, not a curated record. NCBI's taxonomy places the organism in Eukaryota, Metazoa, Chordata, Mammalia, Primates, Cercopithecidae.